AUGGAAGUCCAAGAAGUCUUUGAAACCCUAACGGAUCCGGAUGCACCUGCAGGGGAAGACGACGAUGCAUACAAGGCUGCACCUCGAACACUCGAUGCAUACUUUACACCACAAGUAAAUGUACCAUACGAGCGACACAUUUUUCGCCCAAUGAAGCAAGAAGAGCAUGAUACGGUCGAUCAAUUUGUUGUAAGGCUCAGUAAUCAAGCUGCGAAUUGUGAAUUUGGUGCUACGAAGAAUGAGCAAAUACGUGAUCAAAUCAUUGAUAAGUGCAAGUCCACCGAGCUUCGGCGAAAACUUCUGCGAAAGGGACAAGAGCUAACAUUGGCAGACACGCAGAAGAUUGCUCGAUCGUUGGAGUUAUCUUAA
Porites lobata is the source of this 369-nucleotide messenger RNA. Lineage: Eukaryota; Metazoa; Cnidaria; Anthozoa; Scleractinia; Poritidae. The record is from the annotation of a GenBank genome assembly.